Messenger RNA from Impatiens glandulifera, 1467 nucleotides. RefSeq names its product mitochondrial import inner membrane translocase subunit TIM50-like. The coding region runs from base 106 to 1158 and encodes 350 amino acids. NCBI's taxonomy places the organism in Eukaryota, Viridiplantae, Streptophyta, Magnoliopsida, Ericales, Balsaminaceae. Gene Ontology annotation, molecular function: phosphoprotein phosphatase activity. The transcript is spliced from 10 exons. The record is from RefSeq and is a predicted model, not a curated record.
UCAAACAGGGCGUAAGGUCGGCGCCCAUAGGAAACCCCUGUAAAAACCCCUGCUUUUACACUUUGAGGUUUGCGUUGAAUCCACUAAAAUUAAUUUCGAAAAAAAAUGCUUCAAGCCUGUCGUCGAUCGCGAUCUCUUUCCAGAUUAUCCGGCGUCGUCGUCCGACCUCUCUGUACAAGUGCUUCUUCAAUCCCUCCUCCCAAAGAGGCUCUUAUUUCCCCUUCUGCAGAUGUGAUCACCGAUCCUUCAAACCCAUCCUCCCAAAAGAUCUUCACUUUUCUUAAGUUGGGUCUUAUUGCAGCCAUCACCGGAGCAACUACCGGCGCCGCUUAUGCUACUUACGCUUACAGUUUAGAAGAAGUAGAUGCAAAGACUAAGCCUUUCAGAGAUUCUGUUGGUUAUGCUGUUGAAGACAACAAUGGCUCUAGUAUUGAUAAAUUUCAGAGAAUUCUUUACACAACUGCAGCGACAGUCCCUGCUAAAGCCGUUGAUCUGUAUUUGGAUCUCAGGAGUAAAAUCGAAGAGCAAAUUCGGGGUUUUGCUGAACCUUCUUCAGAUAAGCUUCUCCCAGAUCUGCAUCCUUUGGAACAGCAUGUGUUUACUCUAGUGUUGGAUCUUAACGAGACUUUAAUUCACUCCGAUUGGAAGCGUGAAAGGGGGUGGCGAACUUUCAAAAGACCGGGAGUGGAUUCUUUCCUUGAACAUCUAGCAAAGUUCUAUGAAAUCAUAGUAUACUCUGACCAACAAAGCAUGUAUGUUGACCCUAUUCUUGAAAGACUUGACCCAAAGGGAUGUAUAAGAUACAGAUUGUCCAGAAGUUCAACGAAUUAUCGUGAUGGAAAUCAUUUCAGGGACCUCUCUAAGCUUAAUAGGGAUCCUGCAAAAAUUCUUUAUGUGAGUGCACAUGCCAAAGAAUCCAGCCUACAACAAGAGAAUUGUGUUGCUGUAAAGCCGUGGAAACUUGAAGCAGACGACACAGCUCUUCUGGACCUAAUCCCAUUUCUCGAAUAUGUUGCACGACAUCCACCAGGUGAUAUAAGACCAGUUUUGGCCUCUUAUGAAGGACGAGAUAUAGCUACAGAGUUCAUUGAACGCUCCAAAGAGCAUCAGAGGCGAAUGUUAGCCCAGAAGAACCAAUCCAAUUUUUGGCGGCGUUGAUGCUCUAACCAUGGUCAAGAAAGUCGCAUCAGUUGACAUCUCAUUAUAAUCGCCACUUUGGUAACAAAAUAAUUAAAAACUAUACUCCAUAUUUCGUUUUUCUGAUUCAUAGUUUGCAUCACCGCGUAAAUUGACGUUGCAGUUUCAUUUAAGACGAUUAUUUUUUCGGUAUGGUAAAUUGCGAGGCACGACAGAAUUAGUUUCGUGAAUUUUGUGUUAGAAUUUAACAUGUUUAUUGGCCCAUUCAAACACUUCACCAUAAGGUCUCCUUUGUCCUUCUUUGGAUUACAUUAAAAUAUUUAUUAGUUA